AUGUUUAACCCAGUAUUUGGAUCGAAUCAACCAAAUAAUGUAGGAAUACAACCUCAAACUCCACAACAUCAAACAUCACAAUCUCAAACUCCACUUAGAAAAAUUUUAACAAGCCCAAUGUCAUCGUCAGAUCAAUUACCCCCUGUUGAAACUUUAAAUCCCGAUGCUUUAAAGGAUUUAACUAAAUUACAAUUACAAGCAUAUUUAAAAGCACAUCAAAUUGUACCAGCAGUAUCAAAACCUGAAAUGAAAAAACAAAUGAGAACACUUAUUCAUGCAAUUUCAAAUAAAGAUUCAUUACCACCAAAUGCAAAUAAUGUACCGCCAGGUGUUUAUCCACAAUCUAUACAACCAGUUGGUGCACCAACUAUGUUAAUGCAUCAAGUUGGAGGAAAUGUACCACCACAAUCACCCUAUGGAUAUCCACAACCACCACAACAAUUCCCAGGUGGUGGUACAAUAGCACCAGUUCACCAACAAAUACAACAACAAUUACAUAUUCAACAACAGCAACAGCAACAACAACAGCAACAACAACAACAACUUCAACAACUUCAAUUACAACAACAAUUAAUAGCACAACAACAAGCACAACAACAAGCAUUAGCACAACAACAAUACGCAGCACAACAAGCAGCAUUGGCACAACAACAAUAUGCAGCACAACAAGCAGCAUUAGCUCAACAAGCAGCAUUGGCACAACAACAAGCACAACAAGCAGCUUUAGCAGCACAACAAGCACAACAACAAGCACAACAACAACAACAACAACAACAACAACAACUAUUAUUACAACAGCGUCAACAACAAGAAGAAGCAGCAGCAAAAUUAAAAAACAAUAAAACACCAAGUAAAGAUUCAGUAGUUAGUGGUUUAAAUAGAUCACCACCACAUUCACCAAGAACCAAAGAAGCACAAUCAAAAGAAUCAACAGCAGGUGAACAAUGUGUGGAAUGUAAAUCAAAGAAAUCCAAUAAAGAUUGUAAUAAUAAGAGAUGUAGAGGAUGUUGUAUUAAAUAUAUGAUUGAAAAGAAAUCACACAUUUGUUUCCUUCAUCUUCGUGAUGAAUCUAGACGUCCAAGAAUAAAAGAUCCAGCUCAAACAGAGGUUAUCAAUGAUUUAAUUACACAGGCACAAAAAGAACAAGCAGCAGCAAAUGGUGGUAAAGAAAGAGAUAUCAAUUCAUUAGCAAAUACACCAAGCACUUCAAAUACACCAUUACUAAGUAGUAAAACCAAUACACCAUUAUUAUCAGCAACUGAUCAAACAACUCCACCUUCAUUCACUUUAGAUUCAGAUUUAGAACAACAACAAUCUUUACCACAACAAAGUUUAUCAAAUACAACAACAUCAACAACAACAACUUCACCACCAGUAACAACAGCAACAAUAACAACAGCACAACCACCAAUUCAAACAACUGUGAAUUUACAACAACCAAUACCACAACAAUCACUUCAACAACAGCAACAACAACAUCAAGAUAUUCAAGGUAAAAAUGAUUCAUUUGGUAGAAAGAUACAAUCAUAUUAUAAUAAUUACUUUAUUGGAGUUCAAGCACAAGUUGCAGCAUGUUCAAAUCCAAAACGUUUAACACCUUACAAAGAUGAUAGAUAUUCAUUCUUUUCUUGUUAUAAAUGUGAUAAAGUUGUCAGUGUAAAUGGUUUCCAACUUUGGAGACAUAUUCAAUCUGAACAUACUGAAGACUUUUUUAAAUUUCUCAAAGAAAAUAUAAAUUCAAGAGAAUCAACUUCUGCAUUACUUUUUAAUUCUGAUAGUAUAUAUAAUAAUACAAAACAAAAAACAACAGAAAGAUUUAAUUUAACUAUUGAAUGGUUAGAAGAAUUAUUUUCACCAAUUCCACCACCAGAAGUUACAGAUAAAAAGUUUUUUAAUGAAAGAAAAGCAAUGUUAUUAGAAUUUGAAUCAAAGUUAAGUUCUUUAAUUGAUUCUUUUGAUGAAAAUAUAGAUCCAGUCACUUCAAAAUAUUCAGUUUUAGAGAAUUUAUUAAAAGAAUCUGAUACUUUCCAUAAAUAUUAUGAUAGUUUAUCAACUUCUCAAAAUAAUGAAGAAUUAAAAAAUAUAAUUCAACAAUAUGAAAAUGAAAAAAAUGUACAUUUUGAACAAAGACCUUUAGUAAUUACUCCAUAUCAUCCUUCAACAGUUUCUUCAAAUGGCAAAGUUCCAGCAUUUGAAUUUAUUGAGAGUGAUACCACCUUUUCACUUUGUUCUUUAUAA
Messenger RNA from Dictyostelium discoideum AX4, 2238 nucleotides. RefSeq lists its product as hypothetical. The transcript is spliced from 4 exons. The record is from RefSeq and is a predicted model, not a curated record. Lineage: Eukaryota; Evosea; Eumycetozoa; Dictyosteliales; Dictyosteliaceae. The coding region runs from base 1 to 2238 and encodes 745 amino acids.